AUGAAUAGUAUAGAUUCAACUUCAUUUCGUGUACCAGUAUAUAAACGUAUUGAUGAUCCUUGGAUUGGAUUACUAGUCUUAGCCAUUUUUAUAUUCAUUUUAUCGAUUAUUUCUAUCGUUGUUCUAUGUGUUCUAUGGCGUCGUUAUCAACAACAUACACAAAUUUAUAAUGAAAAUUAUGUUCUCAGUAAUAAACCAACUGGUAAAAGACAAAUACCAGUACAAGUUGAAGAUCAACAACCGAAACCUUAUGAAACACAAAAGAUGGAAGUAUUUGUUCCACAAAAUGAUGAAGAACGAAUUCAUUCACGUUUUACACCGCAUGAUGGUACUCAACAAGUUCAUCAGUUUUAUGAAAGAGCAACAAAAGCUUACUUUUAA
Molecule: messenger RNA, 381 nt
Organism: Rotaria sp. Silwood2
Lineage: Eukaryota; Metazoa; Rotifera; Eurotatoria; Philodinida; Philodinidae
Source: the annotation of a GenBank genome assembly